Culex quinquefasciatus (southern house mosquito) is the source of this 5011-nucleotide messenger RNA. RefSeq lists its product as uncharacterized. Lineage: Eukaryota; Metazoa; Arthropoda; Insecta; Diptera; Culicidae. Gene Ontology annotation, molecular function: ubiquitin protein ligase activity; ubiquitin protein ligase binding; zinc ion binding. Gene Ontology annotation, cellular component: aggresome; peroxisome. Bases 273 to 3611 code for a protein of 1112 amino acids. The transcript has 9 exons. Gene Ontology annotation, biological process: protein autoubiquitination; negative regulation of centriole replication. The record is from RefSeq and is a predicted model, not a curated record.
UUCGGAGCUCGGAGCUCGGUGGCCACAGACACGUUUGCCGUUCAGCCUGGUGUGUGUCCCCCCUGGUACGGUGGGUGAGCCGCGUGUGAAAAAUUUAGGACCCCUCCGGCCUCUUGACUUUGGCUCCGGUUUUGGCUUAGGUGCGCGGGCCUGUUACUUAACCUGCAGCACGUACCACCUAGCCUACCCCUCACGAAUCCCUAUUGAUAGCCCUUUCCUGUUGUACUCGUACGUCCUACACACACACCUCCUCCAAACCUGGCUUCCCACGUAUGAUGGAAAAUCGUAAUGGCCGAGAUCGGAACAACAACGACGUAGCUGUCCUGCAGAACGGGGUGAUCUUACGAAAGCUCAAGUCGAAGCAUUCCGGUGAAUGCCUGUUGUGUUGGAAGGAGGCCCGUCAUCCCAAGUGUCUGUGUCCCAAAUGUGCCAAACAGUACUGCUUUCAGUGUAUCAAAAAGUGGCUAACCGAUAGCAAAACCAAGACUAGUGAGUGUCCCAACUGCAAGUCCAAGUUGCCGAUCGACGAUUUGGUCCGGUGCGCAGCGGAUCUCGUUGUCGGCGACGAAGAAGACACGAAGCAAUCCGGCCACUCGGACAAUGGUACUAAUGUUACAGAGUGUGGCGGAAACGUGCAGCAGCAGAAGCAGCAGUACGAGCAUCAGUAUCGUCGGAACGGUGUCGAGUCGGGCUCAAUAAAGUUAGUGGUGAAAGUGAUUGAAAGCGACUCGUCGCUCGACGGGCGUCUGACAAACGGGAAUGCUGGCGCCGGAAUGGUUAAUGGUUCCGCUCAGGCUAAGAUGCUCACCGUCAACGGGCGUCAGGGAAAGAAAUCGAAAGAAUCAAACAGGAAGCAGCAACUGAAUCAUACGGUAACAAGCAACGGAAAAGUACCACUAAGCAAUGGUGUAGUGCACAACGGAAAGGAAGAAGCAAAUAAUGUACGAGUGAAUGAAACUGACACAAACGAACUGACAAACAAGCGAAGCAAUGGAAAGGACCAGCCGAUCAACCAUCAACGCAAGAAUGGCUUCAAGAAACUGCCCACGACGACCACAGUUGAAGUACCCGAAACGGUAGUACAAAGCGAUACCAAGUCUGCAGCAGCUCCCUUAGAGAAUGGGCAUAGUAUACAUAAAGAUACCCAACUUUGCCAGCAAAAUGGCUCAGACCAGGAUAGCGAUCAGCCAUUUUGUGCGCUACACGCACUGCCACUGCUGUUCUUCUGUUUAACCUGCAAGUGUUGCAUCUGUGAGACUUGCGGUAUUCGCGACAGCUCCCAUACGCAACACAUCUUCAAGAAGAUAACCGCAAUAUACGAUGAUAAGCUAGGCAAAAUUAGGCAAGAGUUCGCUCUGGUAUCAACAUACCUGGAGGAAAUCCAGCAGGUGAUACAGAGCGUUGAACAGAACAUUGACUGGGUCAAGGCGGCUAAGGCUCGCAAGUUGCAAGAACUGAGUCGCCUUCUACACUCGGAGGCAGAAUGUAUCGAACGACAGAUCAACAAAAAACUAGGCGUAUUGCAGGACCAACGAGAUACCAUCGCAAACGAAGUAUUCCGGGUGACGGCAGGCUACAAGAAGCUGGAAUCGGAACUAAACUCUUGCCCACAAGAAGAGCUGCUGGUUAAAGAUGCUGAAUUUCUCAAGAGAUGUAGCCAGCUGAUUGAGAAGCCUGCCUCGUCGUUCGUUCAUCAGCCAGUUCCUGCCGAUUUGGAAUGUGAUUUCAUUCCCGACUUUCGGUCGAUGGUGUUUGUCAUAAAGGACUACCAAGCGAUCGAGCCCAUCGAAGAGUGUCGAACAUCGGACGUACUGUGCGACGUGAUUGGCUUCGGCUGGCGGCUUCAUGCCUGGAAAAGUGAUCACCUUUCGGUUACACUGAUGAUGACCGAAGGAGUAACUGGAAGAUAUGAGUACUGUAUCGAACUGCUGCACGAGGACGAUCCUACCAAGUCGAUCCGGCUUACCCAGAUCGACCACUUCGAGCACCACCAGACAGGGCCGGUGCACGAUUUGAUCGAGAACGAGCGCCUCGUAGAGGAAGGCUUCAUCGGCGAUGCGAACGAUACGCUGCAGAUUAAGUUCUCGGUACGACCUCCGACGAUCGUCAUGAAAAGCCACUAUCAACAGGAGUAUAGCGAUCGUACUAGAAAAGAUAACAUCAAUGAAUACGACAGCAACGUGAUCACCAUCUGCAACAUUCGGGACCCUACGACGUCCAUCGUGCUGUCGAAGCAGUACACCGAUACGGUCGGAUCGCGGUGGCGGCUGAACGUCUAUCCAAAGGGCAACAACACCAAUUACCGCUAUCUCAGCACGUAUGUGGAGUUGUGCGAUGGUAUCGCUGGAAGAUACCAGUACAUUGUGGAGUUGCUGCACAAUGAUGCCCACAAGCAGGUCAAAUUUCAGUCCGAGGAUCACUUCCGGGUGGGGGAGAUCAGGGGCUACCAAAAGUUCAUUCGGGUGAAACGAGUCCUGGAAGAGGGAUAUCUCAACGACGAUGGUUCGAUCUACAUUCGACUUUCGAUCAGACCUGCGACGUUGGCUCUGCGGUGUCAAUACCAGGAGGAAUAUCAAUCGCUCAAGGAGGAGAAAAUAUUGUUCCAGUUCAACAGUCAGCUGAGCCAGCACCUCACAAGAAUACGAAAUCUACGAGAAGAGAAUACGGCACUGCAGAGCAUCGCGUAUCCGGAGUAUAACUCGAACAUAUUUGUGAUGCGAAACUUCACCGGUUUACGACAGACCAGCGAAGAUGUUUGCUCGGACAAUAGCUAUGACGAUCUUGGAUGCUGCUGGCGCCUCAUAGUGUAUGCCAACGGUGACAAGGAAGGCAGAGAUGAGUGGCUAAGCGUAUAUUUGCGACUGCUUGAGGGAAUCCCGGGAAGCUACGAAUACUGUAUCGAACUGCUGCAUAACGAUCCCACAAAAACGGUGAAGAUGGAGGGAACUCAGACGUUCGAAAUCCAGGAGCGCUUUGGCUGGUCACAGUUUGCUCGUCUGGACAUGAUCUGUGCAAACGGGUUUGUUAACGAGGAGCACGACGCACUAUAUUUCCGGUUUUCGUUACGGCCUCCAAACUACAAAGGAAAAUGCGAAUACCAGCAGCUGCUGCGGAUGGAGCUAAAGAAGGAUAACGAAUUGCUUAAACGUGAACUUAUCCCGGAAUACAGCACGAUUACUUACACGUUGAAGAACUUCACGGAGCUUCAGCACAAGGAAGGGUUCGUUUACUCGGAUCCACUGUGUGAUGAUUUGGGUUUCACGUGGCGACUGCUGAUCUACGCCAACGGUCACAGCGAAGGUCGUGGGUGCAAUUUGAGCGUCUAUCUGGUGCUGUUCGACGGUGUCUCUGGAAGCCGUUUUGAGUACCGCGUCGAGCUGUUGCACCGCAAUCCGACGGCCAACAUCAAGAUGGAGGGCGUCAAUGUGUUCAAGCUGAAGAAGAUUUGGGGCUGGCCACAGUACAUUCACCACGAACGGCUACGCCAGGAGGGUUAUCUGAACGAGGACGACUCGCUCGAGUUCCGUCUGUCGAUCUGUCCGCCCGACAUCAAGCUCAAGUGUGAAUAUCAACAGGAGUUCAUUAGACAACUUAAGGAAAGGAAAAAGUAGGUUAAUUGGAGUGUGUGAGCGCGAAAGUGUGUGAGAUAUUAUGAUGCAGAUGUAUGAAAAAAAAACAAACAAGCAAACAAAAAUAAAAUAAUCGAGAACAUCGAGAAAAGAGCCAACCAGUAGCAGCAGAAAUUGGAUGAAACACUCGGACUGAGCUCAUUCAUGGACGUUAGUAUGACAGGGAUGCAAAUAUAGGAUGAACGCAAAGAAAGUGGAAACUGGGAGUGAAAAAAGUCGACUAUACGAUGUCGUGAACAUGGACUAUGUGUGACACAAAAAAAAAGAGAAAAAGUGCGAACGGAAGAAAAGAAAAUUAUUAAAUAUUUGUGACAUCGGUUCUUUGCGUGCGUGCUAGUUCAAAUGGAGAGAUAGAGAUGUAGGAAAAAAAGUUUAUUUUUAGAUCGAAAAUAAAAGAAAUUAAUAAACUUAUGAAAUGACCCAAGCUCAACGUCCAAAGAGCAUUUUAGAAACAGGUUCUCCUGAAGGGAUAGAAAGGUAACAGUAGUUGCCCAGCAAAAGUGCUAACGAAAGAUUUAUUGGUUUCAUUUUUUUUCAUAAACUUUAGCUGUUUUGUCUAUUCGAGCCACUGAGGAAAUGGAGUUUAAUUUCCUUUUUUAUUUACACACACCUCAUAUUCUUUUAAAAUGUAUCUAUGAAAAAAAUAUUCGGACUCUUACGCAAACCGCUGAAUCCAUUUAGACGAGAGGUGGGCUAUGAUGAAAGAUUUAUUGCAAUUUUUGUUGGUUCUGUUUUUUCUGCUUUGAGUCGCGAUCGAGGGAUGUGUCCACAUUCACCAUGCAUGUAAAAUUAUUUAUAAGAAUCAUAUUGUUCGGAUGAAAGAGAUGAUGCGAGGACAGGAGCAAGUAGCACUUUUCUAUUAGAUAUUUUUUUUGAAUACUGCAGGCAAAAAAAACAGAUUCGCCAAACGUUAGGUAUCGAACGCGUGACGGUUCGAAAAAAAUUAAGAAAAAUUACUUCAUGAAAAUUAAUGUUAUUUAAGAGCAUAAAAAAUAAGAACAUCAGGAAGAGAUUUUUUCUGUCUUAGGGCAAAUAAAACAAACCAUGCCGGUGGUACCGCAUGUAAAAGUCUAAACUGAAGCAAUACCGCAAAAUAAAAUAAAACAGGCGUUGCAGGGAAACAGCGUUUUGUUUUAUUUGUGUAGAAAGUUUUUUUUUUAAUACAGAAAAUCGAAUUUGAAUUUACAACUACACAAUGGAUCUGGUUUAGGCAGUUGAUUGAAAGUAUGUGUUGCAUGAUAUUUUUUUUAAACAACGAAAUCAUACUUUUAAACAGAGCAUGGUUCAAUAAAGUAAACCGCAGCGAAGCAAAAAAAGAAGAAGCAUACUUUGAGAAACGAAACAAAUUCCUAUGUAAAAUAAAGAGUGAUUUUGAAAUAAUU